Cantharellus anzutake is the source of this 987-nucleotide messenger RNA. RefSeq lists its product as uncharacterized. Gene Ontology annotation, molecular function: protein binding. Lineage: Eukaryota; Fungi; Basidiomycota; Agaricomycetes; Cantharellales; Hydnaceae. Bases 1 to 987 code for a protein of 328 amino acids. The transcript is spliced from 6 exons. The record is from RefSeq and is a predicted model, not a curated record.
AUGUCUUGGGAUUCACUAUCAGACCAGCUCAACCUCGACAGGGUUGCUUUAUCAACUGGGGGAUCUGACGACCACGAUCGGUCUUCACGCCAUCCGCUGCCACCUAGGCACACAGAAGGGAGGAGUGCGCCGAGAAACAGUGCACCACAAGACGAAGAGGAACAAAGCGGGGAUGAGAAAUGGGAGGACGCCCAGGAAACAAUCGUACUAGGGAAGGAUGACGAUGUCGCGGCAUCAUCUUCUUUAGAUCCUGAAGCGAAGGUAGCUGAGCUCUGGGCAUGGAUAGACGCAGCCGACAAAUUGAAAGAAGAGGGGAACAAAUUGUUUCGGGAAUCCAACUGGCCGCAAGCCAUAUUCCACUAUGAGGAAGGCAUCCGAAUAUUACCCCCUCGCCCCGUUGCGUCGACAUCUCAAGAAAAAGAUAGGGCUCCAGAUGACACAGGCGAAGAGUUGUCUCCUUCCCCUUCAGCGCCUGAACAAGCAAGCGCCAACCCCCCCGAGGACAAUACAAGAGAAUCAGAGGAUGAGCCCCUGACGCUAGCUGAGAAGCAAUGUAGCAUCAUACGAUCAAUGCUGAACUCCAACAUUGCAGCCUGUCAUGUUAAGAUGGGGAAUCACCCAGAAGCUGUCGCAUCGUGUACAGAAUCGUUGCUGGAUGUGCCCACAUACAGCAAGGCACUUCACCGGCGAGCGACGUCUAACGAAGUGAUAGGGACAUGGACGGCUCUGUCUCAAGCAGACAAAGACUAUAAGACUCUCCUCGAAACUCUGCCUGCGAACUCCCCGCUUCUGCCAAAUGUCCGCAUCGCAUCACGGAAGCUCAGUCCGCGCUUGGAACAACAGCAGAAGAAAGAAAUGAAUGAGAUGCUGGGUAAGCUGAAGGAGGUUGGGAAUACUAUGCUUGGUCAUUUUGGGCUUUCAACGGACAACUUCCAAUUCACUCCCAACGGGCAAGGCGGAUACUCGAUGAAUUUUGUUCAGAAAUGA